Chondrus crispus (carragheen) is the source of this 2335-nucleotide messenger RNA. RefSeq lists its product as hypothetical. Gene Ontology annotation, cellular component: cytosol. The transcript is spliced from 3 exons. Gene Ontology annotation, biological process: galactose metabolic process. Gene Ontology annotation, molecular function: galactokinase activity; ATP binding. NCBI's taxonomy places the organism in Eukaryota, Rhodophyta, Florideophyceae, Gigartinales, Gigartinaceae. The coding region runs from base 1 to 1023 and encodes 340 amino acids. The record is from RefSeq and is a predicted model, not a curated record.
AUGUCUACCCCGAUAUCUCUUUUCGUGCCAGGGCGCCUUUGUUUGGCAGGCGAGCACUCGGAUUGGGCUGCCUCAUACCGACUACAGUCUCCAUCCAUUGCACCUGGAGCUGCACUUGUUGUCGGUCUUCAACAAGGUCUCCGUGCCACCGCUUCUCGCAUCGAAUCCGAUCUUGACGUGUCCUCCUCCUUGGCCGGUUUUUUUUCAAUCUCACCAUGUGAUCUUUUCACCGUUUCUCGCUCAAAAAACCCCUGGCGUCUGUCUGCGGCCGUUGGUUUUAUCAUACGCCAGCGAUAUGGAGUCACGGGUCUUUCACUCAAUGUUACUGGGCAAACUCUUCCGGCUGGGAAGGGGCUCAGCUCUUCGGCCGCAGUUUGCGUCCUAACUGCACGUGCCUUUAACGUGCUGUACCGCCUGCAUCUCACCACGUCUGGUGAAAUGGAAGUUGCAUACGCCGCGGAACGACUUACUGGAAGCCCCUGUGGAAGAAUGGAUCAGGUCGUGGCUGCAGGUCCAGGACGAAUCGCACGAAUGAAGUUUGAUGGCGAUUUCGUCGAACACCGUGUGCUAGAGGUGCCGGAUGGUCGUCCAAUUUACAUCGUUCUGGCUGAUUUGGGAAUGCAGAAGGAUACAAAAGCGAUUCUAACGGGUUUGCACCGUGCUUAUCCAGACGGAGAUUCACUAGACUGCAAGACUCUUCAAGACGCGCUUGGGGCCACAAACUUAGAACUAAUCGCUGAAAUGGAGGAGGCCAUAACACAGUCCAAACUAGAGAGGCUGGGACAGCUUUUCAUGUAUGCACAAAAAGUCUUCGAUGAUGCCGGGAUCCCGUUCUGCCCUGACGAAUUGCGGUCCCCAGCGUUACACAAAAUCUUGAAAGAUAGGGAUUUGCAAAGAUAUUCCUACGGUGGAAAGGGAGCAUGCAGUUGGCAGCCAAGGCGACGGUUCGGUGCAGUUUGUCGCGAAAGAUCACGAAAGCGCCACAAUGUUAACGCGACUGCUGCGAGAAAAACUGAGGACUGAGCCCUAUAUUGUGAGUAUUGCACAUGUUGGAGCAGAGCGAAAGGAGACGAAUGCGAUUCAAACCUUCCGAGAGAUUCCCUUGAGACCACUAGUUCAUACAGCAGUCAUCCCAGCCGCCGGUUUUGGAACUCGGCUGUACCCCGCCUCCCGAAGUAUCUGUCCAAAGGCUCUCUUCCCAAUCAUUGAUGACGACGGCUUCGCAAAGCCUCUCCUUUUGCAUCUCGUCGAGCAAUGUGCGAGGGCUGGAAUCUUGAGAGUUAUCAUAGUCACUGGACCUGGUGCACAGAAAGAGCGAGUGGAAGAAGUUUUCGCUCCAAUCUCAGCUGCCUUGGACAAUGCGCUGAAGCCUGCAAUGCGCGAGUAUGCGAAAGAGAUCACCAAAUUGUCAUCAAUGGUUGAAAUCGCAGUUCAGGAGAAACCUCUCGGGUUCGGCCAUGCUGUUGCAUGUGCCACAGUUGAAGUGGACUGUCCCUUUGCUCUCUUACUAGGUGACGUAGCGCUGAAAUCCUCACUUCAAGAGAAGUCAUGUUUAAUGCAAGCGAUCAGUGAGUUUGAGUCAAACCCUUCACGGUCCGUGAUUGGGGUCACUCAAGUACCUGUGUCAGAAGCGGUGUCCUAUGGUGUAGUAGGGACGGCAGAAGCGGACUUUGGCCUUUCCACAAGAGUUCCAAUCCAAGAAAUAAUCGAGAAACCAAGCAUGGCUAAAGCGGAGGAAUUGGGACAGGACGGCAAAUGCAGCAUUAUCUUGGGGCCUUACAUCUUGACACCGUCAGUCAUGAAAGAACUACGAAAGGAUGUUGAAGCGGAUAGGACGACAGGUGGAGAAAUACAGCUGACACCAGCUUUGGAAAAAGUAUGGCAGACGGAAGGAAUGGACUCGUAUUGUCUACGUGGAGAAGCAUUGGACACAGGAAAUGCAGCGGAAUAUGUUCGAACACUGACGAAAUUGGCAUCGCUUAACAUGUGAUCUAGCUACCUGGACAAAGGAAUCCUGAACCCUCUGCUUAGAACCAGGGCUUAAUUCAUGGGAACUGCAUCGAUGUGAAACCCCUGUAGCAAACCAGUACGCGAUAGUCUUAUCGCGUACGUGACUGCCAUAGUUUCACUAUGGUAGAUGUCAUCUUCGUCGCCAGCCACCGUGUAGUAGAGCCUGGCAUCUUCCUGGAGGCCCUGCGCAAUGGAGACAUUUAAGUGUCAUGUUUCUGUGGAGUCUCAUGAACUUCCCAGCCACAUUUGCCUUUAUGCAAUAUUAGUACACUUCGAGUCUAUGGUCCAGUUUGACUAAAAUGUUAAUACUUGUAAAUAAUAUGUA